AUGGAACGCGUGCAAACUAUUAUUCUGGUCGGCGGUUUUGGUGAAAGCCCAUACGUUCAGGAGAGAAUGAGGAAUGAAAUAGCUGGCGUGAGACUGAUCGUCCCUCCAGACGCGGGGCUUGCUGUGUUAAAAGGGGUCCUGAGGUUUGGACACAACCCCGACAUUGUCCCCUCAAGGAUCAUGAAAUACACGUAUGGGAUGGCGAGUUACAAUACCUUUGAUGAAAAGAAGCACCAAGGUAAGAAGAAGGUUAUGCUGAAUGGAACGUGGCAGGUGCGAGAUUAUUUUAAUGUGUUCGUUCGGGUCAACGAGGAGGUUGGAGUGGACCAUCAGAUGACCAUAAAGAGUCAUCCUCAUUGUAAAUUAUCCAUUACACCUGUCUUCAGGACGACACAGGUGAACCCGGAGUACACAACAGACCCUGGAUGUGAACUUCUCGGGGCUAUUAAGCUUGAAAACAGCUCCGAUGUUCCAUUUAAAGAACAGGAAAUAGAAAACACGUUUUUGUUCGGAGAUACUGAGUUGCUGGUAAAGACAAAGAACACUUUCACGGGGAAAGAGACAUUCAUGACAUUUGAGUGUUUCAAAUAA
Messenger RNA from Mya arenaria, 591 nucleotides. RefSeq names its product heat shock 70 kDa protein 12A-like. The transcript has a single exon. The record is from RefSeq and is a predicted model, not a curated record. The coding region runs from base 1 to 591 and encodes 196 amino acids. NCBI's taxonomy places the organism in Eukaryota, Metazoa, Mollusca, Bivalvia, Myida, Myidae.